Messenger RNA from Gongylonema pulchrum, 423 nucleotides. Lineage: Eukaryota; Metazoa; Nematoda; Chromadorea; Rhabditida; Gongylonematidae. The record is from the annotation of a GenBank genome assembly.
AUGGGAAUUCUUGUAACAGUUUUUGAUAAGUUUCAGAAAUUAGCAGAGAAAAUCCUACGACAGAAGGAACAAGAUCGUUCUCGUGCUGCGCAACACCUGCAACGUGAGUUGGAGGAAAUUGAGGUGCGAAAAUCAGAAGUGGAAGCGGUUGCUGGUGAUUUGGAAAAACGACUGCGUAUUGAUGCCGAGAAUGUAUGGAUUCUGGAGCAAUGGUUGCUCUAUGUAGAGGAGAUGAAUCAGUUGAAGCAGCGUGAAAAUGAGCUAAAACUUCAAGUACGUGAAUUUGAAGUGAACGAAGAGUACCGAAAUCUUCAACAAAAGCUCAAGGAAAUCCAGUCUGCCGAUGCUAAUACCGAUACGACGAACAGCGAGGUAAAUAAGACUACGUGUGUGAUGUUAGAAUGGGGAAGAGAUCCUCAUUAA